This is a messenger RNA of Diospyros lotus (date-plum), 2200 nucleotides long. Its product is annotated as pentatricopeptide repeat-containing protein At1g10270. The record is from RefSeq and is a predicted model, not a curated record. Gene Ontology annotation, cellular component: chloroplast. Lineage: Eukaryota; Viridiplantae; Streptophyta; Magnoliopsida; Ericales; Ebenaceae. Gene Ontology annotation, molecular function: protein binding.
GGGAAGGGGUAACUAGGGUUUAAGCUCUGGUUCGUAUCUCCUCCACGUUCUCUCAAUCUUCUUUCCAUCUUGAGGGGGGUAACUAGGGUUUCUAGUCUUCUUCCCAAUCGAACAACAACGAUGUCUCUGUAUCGCAUCCUUUUGCGAUCUCUCCGAAGAUCGUCGUCUCUCUCCGAAAGCAACACCGCCGCCGCAACGCAAACCUUAGCUCUUAGCCAGAACGACCACAUCGAUCGCAGCUGCCAGCCCCGAAACCCUAGCUUCGUGAUCCCUGUGCGAACGUUCGCGUUCUCCUCCGCCGAGGAAGCCGCUGCCGAGCGCCGUCGCAGGAAGCGGCGCCUCCGUAUCGAGCCACCGCUGCACGCCCUCCGCAGGGAUCCCAACGCACCGAGGCCGCCGCCGGACCCCAACGCUCCCAGGCUUCCUGACUCGACCUCCGCCCUGGUUGGCCCCCGCCUUAAUCUCCAUAAUCGCGUGCAGUCCCUCAUCCGAGCCGGCGACCUCGACAACGCCUCUAUCGUCGCCCGUCAGGCCGUGUUCUCCAACACUCGCCCCACCGUGUUUACCUGCAAUGCCAUCAUCGCCGCUAUGUACCGGGCCAAGCGAUUUGAUGACGCCGUUGCGCUCUUCCAGUUCUUCUUCAACCAGUCCAACAUCGUUCCCAACGUCGUAUCGUACAAUUUCCUUAUCAACACCCACUGCGAUGCUGGCAGGGUUGAUGUUGCUCUCGAUGCGUACCGUCAAAUUCUCGAAAACGCCCCCUUUAGCCCUUCCCACGUGACCUAUCGGCAUCUUACAAAAGGGUUGAUUGAUGCAGGCCGGAUUGGUGAAGCCGUUGAUUUCCUUCGUGAAAUGCUGAAUAAAGGCCACGGUGCGGAUUCACUUGUUUACAAUAAUUUGAUUGCUGGGUUUCUUAAUCUUGGAAAUUUGGAAAGAGCCAAUGAGUUUUUUGAUGAACUUAAAGAGCGAUGCCUGGUGUAUGACGGGGUUGUGAAUGCAACAUUUAUGGACUGGUUCUUCAAUCAAGGGAGGGAUAAAGAAGCAAUGGAAUCUUAUAAGUCAUUGUUGGAUCGACAAUUCAAGAUGGUUCCAGCGACCUGCAAUGUCCUUUUGGAGGUUUUGCUUAAGCACGGGAAGAAAACAGAGGCUUGGGCACUGUUUGAUAACAUGUUGGAUACGCACACUCCACCAACCUUCCAAGGGGUGAAUUCAGAUACUUUUAACAUAAUGGUUAAUGAGACUUUCAAGUUAGGGAAGAUUUCUGAAGCAAUUGAUGUGUUUAGGAAAGCAGGUAAGAAGCCAGGGUCGAAGCCGUUUAACAUGGAUGUUGCUGGCUACAAUAACAUGAUUGCAAGGUACUGCGAGCUUGAGAUGAUGGAGGAUGCAGAGAAAAUGUAUGUGGAAUUGUUGUCCAAGUCUCUAAACUUGGAUGUGACAACUUACAGGACCUUAAUUGAUGCUUAUUUUAAGGUGGGGAGAGUUGAAGAUGCUCUGCAGAAGUUUUCAAAGAUGGUGGAAGCUGGCUUGAGAGUGAUUCCGGAAUAUGCUAACAGAUGGUUCAGUACAUUGAUUGAGAAUGGUAAGGUUAUUGAGUGUACACCGGUUCUGACCAAAAUGGCUGAAAGAGAUCCAAAACCAGAUGCUACGACCUAUGAGAUUGUGAUUAAGGGGCUUUGCAAGGAAAGUAAUUUUGAUGCAAGUCUUGAUUUGGUGGGUCAGAUGUUGAGGUACGGUGUUGGCAUUACACCUGCCCUAAGGGAAUUUUUAAAUGAGGCAUUUGGGAAGGUAGGUCGAGGUGAGGAGAUUGAAAGACUUAUAGCAAUGAGAGUACCUCAUUAUCCUGGGUAUCGGCGGCCGUCAGGAGCUCCUCAGAUGCCAGGACCAGUAGCAGCUUGAUUUUGUGAUAUAAUAUCACCAUCAUUGAAAAUGCCCUCUUAUGAUUCUAAUAUUUGAUUUGGGUAACAGAAAUUCUUGAAAUGUUAUGUUGUCUCAUUACCUACAAGUUUGAGGAGUGUAAUUUCACGUCAGCUUUGAUCACGAGCUAGUUCUUUGGUAGGUUGUCAGUUAUAGAAGUCUAUGGGCUACUAAGGCUUUUGCAUUAGUUAUUGACUAGUCUCAUUUGGUGGCUUAAUUAUUUUUGGUGGAACCUCUCCAUAUUUAAUGAAAGUUUUCUAAUGAAGCAUUUUUGUUGUUUAUUGUA